UUUUUUUUUUUUUACAAAGGCGACCUGAGAUCAGCCAUUACUUUCCUUGGCUCGCUUAUAGGAAUCUUACAUUUGGGGCUUGCCGCUGGUGGUGGUGGAACCGCACUCGGAUUCUUUCAUCCCCCCCCACCCCCUUGCUGUCCUCUCCUCCCUCCCUUUCUCCUUCCCUCUCUCCCUCCCUCCCUCCCCCGUUAUUCCGCCGGGGGAGCCGGAUUUGUGGCUGCGGUGGGGCGGGGGGGGACGAGAGCGAGAGGGAGAGCCGGCGAGAGACAUGGAUGGCCCGGCGCGAUGCAACGGGCUUCGGAAGAAGCGGCGAUCGCGGUCCCAGCGCGACCGGGAGCGGCGAGCCAAAGGCGGGCGGCGCGGCUCUGCCGCCGGAGGGGCCGCCGGCCCCGGGGCCGCCGCCGCGCUCUCCUCCUCGGGCUCGGAGAAGGAAGACAAUGGGCCCCCGCCGCCGUCCCGGCCGCGGCCCCCCCGGAGGAAGCGGCGGGAGUCCUCCUCGGCCGAAGAGGACAUUAUCGACGGUUUCGCGAUGUCCAGCUUCGUCACUUUCGAGGCGCUGGAGAAGGACAUAGCUCUGAAACCUCAGGAACGUGUGGAGAAGAGGCAGAAUCCUCUAGCCAAGAAGAAACGGGAAGCACUUACCAAUGGGCUGUCAUACCUUCCUAAAAAGAACAGACUUCACCACCACCAGUACAGCUCCGACCGAGAAAACGAUCGCAACCUCUGUCAGCACCUUGGGAAGCGGAAGAAAAUACCGAAGGGCCUCAGACAGCUCAAGCCAGGUCAAAACAGUUGCCGAGACAGUGACAGUGAAAGCGCCAGUGGGGAGUCGAAAGGUUUCCAUCGAAGCAGCUCUCGGGAAAGACUCAGUGACAGCUCAGCUCCUUCCAGCUUGGGAACAGGCUACUUUUGUGACAGCGACAGUGAUCAAGAAGAAAAGGCAUCUGAUGCCAGCUCUGAAAAACUGUUCAACGCUGUUACAAAUAAAGAUAAAGAGUUAGGAGUCAGCGCGCUAGCUGAAAAUGACGACCCUGGUGCUAGGGGCCCAGCUGUCCCGAAAAUAUCAGGACUAGAGAGGAGUCAAGAGAAGAGCCAGGACAGCAGUAAAGACCCCAUACUUGAGCCUGUGGUGCCUAAAGACCCUUGUCCUCAGGUGACACAGCCUUUGGCCCAGCCGCAGUUGGAGCAGCAGCCUGAGGCUCCCUGCCCCAGCCCUGCGCUCGCCCCGCGGCCGGAGGCCCCUGCCCAGCCGCCGCCACCGCAAGCCACGCAGCUGCCGCCCGCCUCGGAAGAAGCCAACCGCCCGCCCGCACCGCCGCCGGCCGCGCAGCACCCGCCGCGCCCGCAGUCGCCGGUGCAGCCGGCGCAUCCCACGCUCCCCGCGGUGCCGCCUCACCCGGCCUCUCAAGGCCUCUCGCAGCCACUCUCUGCCUAUAACAGCAGCAGCUUGAGCCUCAACAGCUUGAGCAGCAGCAGAAGCAGCACUCCUGCCAAGACUCAGGCCGCUCCUCCACACAUAUCUCACCAUCCCUCAGCCUCACCAUUCCCCCUCUCUUUACCCAGCCACAGCCCGCUGCAUACCUUCACACCCACCCUCCAGCCCCCCGCACACCCACAUCACCCCAAUAUGUUUGCCCCUCCUACGGCUUUGCCUCCUCCACCUCCAUUGACGUCAGGGACACUGCAGGUUCCAGGACACCCAGCUGGUAGUACCUACUCAGAACAAGAUCUCCUCCGUCAGGAACUGAACACGCGAUUUUUGGCCUCGCAGAGUGCAGAUCGCGGAGCCUCCCUGGGCCCCCCACCGUACCUGAGAACCGAGUUCCACCAGCAUCAGCACCAGCACCAGCACACACACCAACACACACACCAGCACACCUUCACGCCUUUCCCUCACGCCAUCCCACCCACUGCCAUCAUGCCAACGCCAGCACCGCCCAUGGUGCGUACCCCAGGCAGAAAUUUUGACAAAUACCCUACAAAAGUUGACCCCUUCUACCGUCACAGUCUGUUUCACUCCUAUCCUCCAGCGGUAUCAGGUAUUCCUCCCAUGAUUCCUCCAACUGGCCCAUUUGGCUCUCUACAAGGAGCAUUUCAACCCAAGACUUCCAACCCUAUUGAUGUUGCAGCCAGACCUGGAACUGUCCCACAUACCCUUCUACAGAAGGAUCCACGGUUGACAGAUCCGUUCAGGCCCAUGUUGAGGAAACCUGGGAAGUGGUGUGCUAUGCACGUUCACAUCGCCUGGCAGAUAUACCAUCACCAACAGAAAGUCAAGAAACAGAUGCAAUCUGAUCCACACAAGCUGGACUUUGGCCUGAAACCUGAAUUUCUGAGCAGGCCACCAGGCCCCAGCCUUUUUGGAGCCAUCCACCACCCCCAUGACCUGGCCCGGCCCUCGACUCUCUUCUCCACAGCCAGUGGGGGUCAUCCAGCUGGCACCCCUUUCGGCCCACCACCUCACCACAGCAACUUCCUCAACCCAGCUGCUCACUUAGAGCCUUUCAAUCGACCGGCUUCCUUCAGCGGGCUGACCGCGGUGGGCAGCAAUGCCUUCGGGGGACUCGGCAACCCGACAGUUACACCCAACUCAAUGUUCGGCCACAAGGAUGGCCCCAGUAUGCAGAGCUUUAGCAACCCUCACGAGCCCUGGAACCGACUGCACCGAACUCCUCCUUCGUUCCCGACCCCUCCGCCCUGGCUGAAGCCAGGAGAGCUGGAGCGCAGUUCAUCUGCUGCAGCUCAUGACAGAGAUAGAGAUGUAGAUAAACGAGACUCAUCUGUUAGUAAAGAUGACAAAGAAAGGGAGAGCAUUGAGAAAAGACACUCCAGCCAUCCUUCGCCAGCACCUAUCCAUCCAGUAAACUCCCUCGGACAUAAUCGCAGCUCAAAUGAGCAGAUCAGGAGCCAUCUGAAUCCCGAGGGCCGAGAAAAAGAGAAACCCAAAGAACGAGAGAGGGAUCACUCCGAAUCGCGGAAGGAAAUCAACGUUGAAGAGCACAAGGUGAAGGACAACUAUAUUUCGGAGAAGGAAGGCCUGAGCCAUGAAAGCCGAGUGGUGGAAGAAUCUAAGCAAAUGCCCAGGGUUCCUUCACCCUAUGCUAGGCUCCCUGUUGUGGAGAGCACCAGGCCUAACAGUACUUCAAACCGUGAGGCCGAGAGGAAGACCGAGCCGGCGUACGAUAACCCGAAGAAAAGCAACGAAGUCAAAGUGAAGGAGGAGCGAAAGGAAGACCAUGACGUGCAGCCUGAGGGACCUCAGACUCAUAGGUCAUCUGAUCAGCCACCACCUAUAUCUACAUCUAAUGUCCAUCCAAGUCCUUUAGUGUCUAUGCCCAUGACUGUAGGUGUGACUGGCAUACAUCACAUGAACAGCAUCAGUGGCCUGGACAGGACUCGCAUGAUGACCCCUUUUAUGGGAAUUAGCCCGAUUCCUGGUGGAGAACGUUUCCCCUAUCCUUCCUUCCACUGGGAUCCAAUGAGAGAUCCCUUAAGAGAUCCAUACCGAGAGCUAGAUAUUCAUCGGAGAGACCCCCUGGGCAGAGACUUUUUGCUAAGGAAUGACCCCCUUCAUCGUCUUUCUACGCCAAGAUUAUAUGAAGCAGACAGGUCAUUCAGGGAUCGAGAACCCCACGACUACAAUCACCACCACCAUCACCACCACCCUCUCUCUGUUGACCCUCGCCGCGAGCAUGAGAGGGGCAACCACCUGGAUGAGAGGGAGCGGUUGCACAUGCUCAGAGAGGACUACGAACACGCACGCCUGCACUCAGUUCACCCUGCCGCCUUGGAUGGGCACCUGCCUCACCCAAGCCUCAUCACGCCAGGACUUCCUAGCAUGCACUACCCCAGAGUCAGUCCCCCGACGGGACACCAAAACGGCAUCCUCAAUAAAACGCCCCCUACAGCAGCUCUCAGUGCCCCUCCACCUCUUAUUUCUACCCUGGGACCUCGGCCUGGGUCUCCCAGAAGGACUACUCCUCUGUCAACAGAGAUGAGAGAGAGGCCUCCUUCUCACACCCUCAAGGAUAUCGAAGCUCGAUAAGCAGAGCGAGACUAAACAAAAACCAGAGCGAGAGGGACAGAGCAUUGUAAAUGCACAUAACCUAAGGACCUUCUUACUAGUCGUUGAUACAGACUGGGGAUGUGACCCACUGUACCAUAUGUACAGACCUGAGUGCAAAGAUUUUGAAAUGGGUUUUUUUUGUAUAUUCUAUGUUGAAAUUUUCCAGAUCUUUUAGCCAAGUUCCAUAUGUUCCUCGUGUCUCCUACUCUAUUUUAUUUCUAGCUUAAAAGAAAAUGUCAAACUUUGAACUGAAGAACAAGACAUCAACCUGAACGCUUUGACCAGAAACAAACCACCACCAAUGUCAACCAUACAAAAAAAGCUCUUUCAGACCUUGAAGUGAAGACAAUUGUAGAUAUUUAUGUAAAAAAGGUUGCUUCAUGGGUUAAUGGUUCAUAUAUGCAAAAAGGGUAAGAUGAAAGCUUUACUUUGUACAAAUGUAAAUAGAUAAAAUUAAGUAACAUAAUACAUUAAUACUUCUUAAACUGUGCUAUUUGCAAACUUAAUAUUGAUCAACACAGUCUGCUUAUGCUGUGUUACAUAUAUUGUUAUAGACAGCUAAACCCCUUCAACUAUGCAAUGAAUUCUAAGGCUUUUCACAAAAGCCUUUAUAACUCAAAGGAGCCUUUUUUUCAACACCCAACAUAACUAAAGUCAUAUUUUCCCUGAACGAGCUCAUCUAUAAUAGCAGCCCUACUUCUCUCGCUUGUUUUGAUGAAGCAGCAGCCCAUUAGAAGCGUAGCUUCCCGUCCGAACCCCCGCAUCCAGGCGCUGAUGUUACUGUAGCUCAUGUAUCCCUUUAGGCCGCGUCAGGGUUAGCGAUCCGCGCUCGCUGGUACUCGGAGUCGUGACAGAUUGGUUCUCAGUCACAUUAAUCUGGGGUAAAAACAGAGUAAUAAUCAAAUGCUGGAUAUUUUCCAGAGCUCAUUGCUUAACGUGUCAAAUCUAUUCUUGAAAGAACAUCUGCUUAUAGCCAUUCAUGUCUGGGUUUAUUGCCAGUGUGUCAUUUUUAUCUGCACACACACUUUCUUUUUUUCUCUUUUUUUUUUCCCUCUCUUUUUUUUUCUCUUUCCUAUUUUUUUCCUCUAUUUUCCCCUUUUUUUCCCUCUUUUUUUUCCUUUUUUUUUCUUUUUUUUUUUGGUGUGUUAAGUGGAUUUUUAGCUGCAUUGAAACCAAUCCUACAAGAAAGCUACUACUUUUCUAAACGAUGGAUAUGUUUUCACUGUGGAUCAGUAGUUUUUAAUGAAUGACCUCCGGUGCAGAUUUCAUAAUGCAAUUUAUUGUAUUUCAGUUGGUAAUAAAGUCUAUGAAUAGCUAACAGGUCAGCCUUGUUGUUCCCUAAUCGUAGAAGACAAUGAAAUAAGAUGAAGAACGUGGUCCUUUAAAAAACAAAAAGCAUCAAUCCUCAGCCUUGGUGUACCCUUAUCAUAGAAGACAUGAAAUAAGAAGCCCUUAUCAUAGAAGACAUGAAAUAACAAGAAGAACAUGGUCCUUUAAAAAAAUGUAUAUGCAUCAAUCUUCUGGAAUCUUGUCUUUUUCAUACCACACUUUUUUAUAUAAUACCUAGAGUUUCUUGUCUAAAUAUUUGGAGAGAAUAUGACUUUAUCAGAGAGAAUUCAAUACCUUGUCUACUGGACUGUAAAAUAUAUGUAUGAAAUAAAAUUAGUUCCAUUGGUCUUCUAGUGUAUGAAAGUGCUAUCUGAAGUUGUUAUCCUGUUUUGGAAAAAAAGCAAAACAAAACAAAACAAAAAAAAACCCCAAACAAACAAAUUUAAAAAAAAAAGAAAAUAAAAAAGGGGAAAAAAAGAAAAAAAAAAAAAAAGAAAAAAAAAUAAAAAAAGGAAAAAAAAAGAAAAAAAAAAGGAAAAAGGUUACCUACAGACAGUUGUUUCUAAUGAUCAGAGAUCUAUUUUAGUAGUCAACUGAAGGUUUAGUUGUGAGCUUCAGAUUUUGUGAACUCCAGAUGUUGUGCAGUGGUUUUUGGUUUGUUUUUUUUUUUUCUUUUUUAAUUUUUUUUCUUUCUUUCUUUCUUUUUUUUUUUUAAAGAACAAAAGGAAAAUUACAUACAAAACAAAACAAAAAAAAACCCCAAACCCCAGCCCUGAAGAACUAUGUACACUGGAACCGUAGUGGUAGCUUUCAGUAUUGUAAAGAGAUUGUUAUAUACAAAACCUUUUUGCUGUUUAUCCUGUAUGUAAUAAAGUCCUUUCUAGAUCCUAUGUGAAAAGAAAAAGUGAAGCGGCUCUCAAUCUUCAGCAUGUUUCCUCAUCAGCGAAGACUUGUGUAAUGUAAAUUGUGCCAUGUUAUUAAAAAAUGUGAACUAAA
Messenger RNA from Pogoniulus pusillus (Red-fronted tinkerbird), 6394 nucleotides. RefSeq names its product activator of transcription and developmental regulator AUTS2 (gene AUTS2). The transcript is spliced from 19 exons. NCBI's taxonomy places the organism in Eukaryota, Metazoa, Chordata, Aves, Piciformes, Lybiidae. The record is from RefSeq and is a predicted model, not a curated record. Bases 272 to 4048 code for a protein of 1258 amino acids.